AAUUUAUUUUAUUAAAGCUUUUCACGCGGUAAAAACUUCAGUGUGUGCCCGGCUUAAACCACAGAACAUUCGUGUGACGUAUAGUGGUGCUCCAACAAAUUGCAUUUCCAUCACAGCGGCCGUCAGCCGCGCCCGUACCCCAGCUUUUAUCGAUAAUUAUAUUAACUUCACAUGUACCGACCUAUAUGCUAUAUCUUUUACAUUUAACUAAUAUUUAACUUUUAUAUAUACAUAAAAUAUAUUUUACAACUGUGUUUUAUAUUACGUCAAUAUCCAUAUGAAUCACCGGCGGUCAAAGGGUCAAACAUACAUAUUUAAUUAAACAGUGUCGAAUUGUAUUUUUGGAGUAAUACAGAGUAUAUGUAAUUACACAUAUGAUAUUAAAUGCAAUUGAAUAUCGUAAAUAUAAAGUUACGGGCUAACAGCCGAGACGACCUCGCACAACACCCACUACUCAUUCCUUCCCCAUCCCAGGUUUCCGAAGCUGCACGGCUCGACUCGAAUGGAAUUUUUGUUAUCCCGACAAACUAUUUUCAAAUGAAUGUUCCGACGUUUAUGAAAAUAUUUGUGGAGCCUUCUGCUCUAAGAAUGCAUAAGAUCUCUUUUCUUUCUAAUGAUAUUUAUAAGAUCACGUGAUUCAAAUGCUAAAUAAUUACACAAUUAUUGCAUCUUUUUCCCUCACAAAUAUGUUCGAAAUAUCGGCCAUUUUACUGGUCGUUCAUAAUUAAAGUUUUUUUUUGUUGGAAUUUUUUUACAAUAUUUUGUUUUACUGACUAACUAAUUAACCUUUAUCCUUCUAUGUAUGUUUACUGACGCUUCGCUUGUGGUACCUAAGGUAUUGCGGAAAAUUGCUUUCAAGCUUAUUGAUGAGUUUCCAUUUAUCAAUUACAUGUGAGUACAGCACAGCUCAGACUGUAAGUCUGAAACUUAAUUCAGUUUACGUCGUGCGAUCGCAAGAGGAGCAUGUCCCGUAACUUGGCAGAGCUUUUCAUUUGUCGUUGUUUGUUAUAUUUGUGAUUUGGUGAAGUUUUAAAGUAAAACAAUAUAUUAUCAUGGAGGUAGGUGUGUGGCUGAUCGGUGUGGUGCUGCGUGUGUUGAACGCGCUGUGGGCGGCGGCGUGCUGGGUGCGCGAGUAUGUUUACCCCGCGCCCCGCGUACCCCGGCUGCCGCCUCCCCGCAACCCCCUGCUACUGCGCAGCGCCACCGACCUCGCACAUUCUAUCAGGAGAGGACAGCUGACGUGUGAGCAAGUAGUGGGUGCAUUCAUUGAGCGGAUCAAAGAAGUGAACCCUUACUUGAACGCGGUCGUGGAAGAGAGGUUCGAGGAGGCUAAGAGAGAGGCCACCACCCUGGACCAGAGGCUGUACGAGGCGCGCUGGGGGGGCGGCGAGUUGGAACUGCUCAAAAACAAGCCGCUGUAUGGUCUGCCCUUCACCGUCAAGGAGAGCUGCUCGCUGGCCGGCAUGUCGAACUCAGUGGGGUGCGUGGAGCGGUCGGGCAGCGUGGCGGCGGAGGACGGGGCGGCGGUGGCGCGCGUGCGCAGUGCGGGCGCGGUGCCGCUGCUGGUGUCCGCCACGCCCGAGCUGUGCCUGGGCUGGGAGACCGCCAGCCUGCUGCACGGCCGCACCAACAACCCCUACCACCUCGCCUGCACGCCCGGGGGAUCCUCCGGCGGAGAGAGUGCAUUGGUGGCGAGCGCCGCCUCCCCGGUGAGUGUGGCGUCCGACAUCGCCGGCUCCAUACGCAUCCCUGCAGCCUUCUGCGGACUGUUCGGACACAAGCCCACGCCCGGCAUCGUCCCGAUCGAGGGGCACAUCCCCACGCUGACGGACGAGAUGUACCCCAAGUUCCUGACGGUGGGGCCCAUCUGCCGCCACGCCGAGGACCUGCCGCUCGUGCUCGGCGUCAUGGCCGGCGACCGCGGCCACCUCCUCAACCUGCACCAGCCCGUCGACCUCUCCACCAUCAAGGUGCACUACAUGACGGAGGCGUCCAGGUCUGUGGCGCUGCUGCCCGUGGAGCUCUCCAUCCGCGAGCUGAUCGUGCGCGCCGCCACACAUCUGCGCGACCACUGCGGCGCCACCCUCACUGAGAAAAAAUUCAAAGCCCUAGAGGAUUCAGUGGAGAUGUCAAUAUCAGUAUUCUUCUCCAUGAAAGACAUCCCCAACCUGCUGCACGAUCCCGCCAACCCUAAACGCGACAAGAGCCUUCUGCUGGAGCUGAUGAAGAGCGCGUUCGGUGCGGCGUCGCGCUCCCUGCAGGCGCUCGGCUUCGCGCUCAUCAGCCGCACCCGCCUCUUCAUCCCGCGCGCGCGCACCCAGCACUACCAGGACCUCGCGCGCCGUCUGCAGCAGGACAUCGAGAGCACUCUGGGGUCCGACGGCGUGCUGCUGUACCCCGCGCACUGCGGGCCCGCGCACGCGCACAGCCUGGUGUUCCUGCGCGCGGCCGGCGUGCUCUACACCAUGCCGCUGAACGUGCUCGCGCUGCCCGCCACCGUGGUGCCCGUGCACGACCCGCGCCACACCAUGCCGCUCGCCCUGCAGGUGAUAGCUGGACCCAACCAGGACCGGCUGUGCCUGGCCGUGGCGCGACAGCUGGAGCGCGCCUUCGGGGGCUGGCGUCCGCCGCGCUAGAACCACCCCCAACUCUCUACUCUACUCUCUCAUAUCCCCAUAGGCAAUCACAUUGCCCAUUAAAUGUUUAUUAUAUUCAAAAUAUAUGUGUUAGCAUGUAACCCUAAAACUAAAUCAUGUCACACUUCUAUAUGACUAUCUCUGUUUUUCUCAAAGAUAAUGAGCGAGAUAGCAAUAUUGUCGUCCUUUAGAUGUUACGAUAAUGGCGAUUUCAUCGUUAGAUUGGUGUCAAAUAAAAAGUCACAAGUAAAGUUUCAUCUGUGAGUUAAGUCUCAUUUUUAUAUAUAUCGGUGUUUAAUUGUCGUAGGCAAUGUUGGAUAAAUCUCUGUAUUUUACAAUUCCUACUGUUAGCCUCUAUGACCACUUCCCGUUGUCAGAUUUUCGGAAAUUUGAUACUGACUGUCCUGAUGACGAUGUCACUUUUUACAUUCAGUGUCCAAGAUGACCGCCGCAGCAAUAGCGGAUGUAAUAGUUUUGCACAACUCCCCGACAUGAGCAGCAAAUGAACGACGUACACGAGCAGUAUAACUGUAAAAAAUUUAAAAAUUAAAAAAAAACUGUCAUCCGCCAUUUUGUGACGACGAUCAUUUUGGAUUUUUCAUAGUUCACCGUACUCUACUAGUCAAGCCCAUUCAUUUGAUAGCUAUGUUGGAGGGUUGAACAAAAAUUAUAAUGAAAUUUUGAGUUUAUUCGCAAGAUCGAGAUGCAUUUAUUGUUCACUGUUUGAUACAUGACUUUUUUACCUCACUUGUUGCAUAUCUAUGAGUACAUAUAUCUGUGAUGAAUAUUAUUUUAUUAAUAUUAUAAUUUAAUAAGUGAAUACUUAACAAAAAAUGGUUUGGUUGUUUAAUUUCAAAUAAGUUAAGGAAAUUAUAAAAUUCAAAGUAUGUUU
Messenger RNA from Papilio xuthus (Asian swallowtail), 3528 nucleotides. RefSeq names its product fatty-acid amide hydrolase 2. The transcript is spliced from 11 exons. NCBI's taxonomy places the organism in Eukaryota, Metazoa, Arthropoda, Insecta, Lepidoptera, Papilionidae. The record is from RefSeq and is a predicted model, not a curated record. Gene Ontology annotation, cellular component: endomembrane system. The coding region runs from base 1053 to 2636 and encodes 527 amino acids.